CCCGCAAUGCAUGCUGUUGGAUAAAUAAUCCCAAGGAGAAACACAGCAGCGAGACCAUGGACGCGAACAGCACGGCCGAGGCUCGCCGGCCACCGCACGUGGCGAUGCUGGUGACGCCCGGGAUGGGCCACCUGAUCCCGCUCGCCGAGCUUGCCAAGCGCCUGGCCGCGCGGCACGGCGUCACGGCCACGCUCAUCACCUUUGCGUCCACGGCGUCCGCCACGCAGCGGGCCUUCCUCGCCUCACUCCCGCCUGCCAUCGCCUCCCUCUCCCUCCCGCCUGUCGACCUCUCCGACCUUGGCCCCGGCGCCACCAUCGAGACGCUCAUGUCCGAGGAGUGCGCCCGCUUGGUGCCGGCGCUGACGGGGGUUCUCUCGGCGCUCAGGGAGACCACGCGGCUGGUGGCCUACGUCGCCGACCUCUUCGGGGCAGACUCGUUCGACGCUGCCGUGGCCGCCGGCGUGCCGAGAAGGUAUCUGUUCCAUCCAGGGAACCUCCAUGGGCUCAUGAUCAUGCUUCAUCUGCCAGAGCUCGACGUCUCCAUGCCCGGCGAGUUCCGGGAUCUCGCCGAGCCCGUCAGGCUUCCCGGCUGCGUGCCCAUCCCGGGGCCGGACGUCAUGUCUGGGCUCCAGGACAAGUCCGACCCCUGCUACCGGUGGAUGGUGCACCACGCCAGGCUCUACCGCGAAUCCGAGGCCAUCCUGGUAAAUUCCUUCGACGCCGUCGAGCCGGACGCUGCCAGGGUGCUCACUCACCCGGAGCCCGGGCGCCCUCCGGUGUACAACAUCGGUCCACUCAUACGGGCCGACGCCAACGAUGAGCCGCGCGCAGCGUGCCUGGACUGGCUUGACCGGCAGCCGCCCAAGUCGGUCAUCUUUGUCUCGUUCGGCUCCGGAGGCUCGCUGCCGACGGAGCAUAUGCGUGAGCUGGCCCUCGGGCUGGAGCUCACCGGGCAGCGCUUCCUGUGGGCGGUGCGGAGCCCGAGCGACGAGGGGACCGUGAACGCCAACUACUACGACGCCGAGAGCAAAAAGGACCCCAUGGCCUACCUCCCGGAGGGGUUUGUGGAGAGGACCAAGGACAUCGGCCUCCUCGUGCCGUCAUGGGCGCCGCAGACGGAGGUGCUCGCUCACGAGGCCACGGGAGGCUUCUUGGUGCACUGCGGGUGGAACUCGGUCUUGGAGAGCCUGGUGCACGGCGUGCCCAUGGUUGCGUGGCCGCUCUUCGCUGAGCAGCGGCAGAACGCCGUGAUGCUUUCGGAGGGUGUCAGGGCCGCCAUGCGAGUGCCGGCGACGAAGAGGAAGGAGGAGAUCGCCGCGGCAGUGAGGGAAGUGAUGACAGGCCAAGGCAAAGGCGCCGAGGUAAGAGCUAAGGUGGCGGCGCUGCAGAAGGCGGCCAAAGAAGCUCUCCUUGAGGGAGGUGCCGCCACGACCGCGCUGGACGAGGUGGUGCGCAAGUGGACAUGCGGCGAGUAUUGCUAGGUGUUACCGUGUUAGCAAUCCAACCAUACAUCUCGCUACGAAUGGCUAUGUGCAUUCUAAGGGCUAUUUUGCA
This is a messenger RNA of Aegilops tauschii subsp. strangulata, 1554 nucleotides long. RefSeq names its product UDP-glycosyltransferase 72B1. Gene Ontology annotation, molecular function: UDP-glycosyltransferase activity. The record is from RefSeq and is a predicted model, not a curated record. NCBI's taxonomy places the organism in Eukaryota, Viridiplantae, Streptophyta, Magnoliopsida, Poales, Poaceae.